Molecule: messenger RNA, 7037 nt
Organism: Meriones unguiculatus (Mongolian gerbil)
Lineage: Eukaryota; Metazoa; Chordata; Mammalia; Rodentia; Muridae
Gene: Castor2
Product: cytosolic arginine sensor for mTORC1 subunit 2
Exons: 9
Coding region: 349-1338 (329 amino acids)
Biological process (GO): negative regulation of TORC1 signaling; cellular response to L-arginine
Cellular component (GO): cytosol
Source: RefSeq, a predicted model, not a curated record
GGCGUUUGAGUGGCAAGUUGUUUGUUACAGCGAACACCAGCUGCUGCUGCGCCGGGCGCCGCGCUCCGCCGGGCGCUGUUUGCUUGUCCACCCUGUAGCUCGCUGCACCCCGCAGGUUCUCCCCAGGCCUCCCCCCCCCCCUUUUUUUUUUUUUUGCAACUUGCCAAGCUUCCUUUUUCUGGAUCAAAUACGAAUCAGUCCAGCACCGAGCUCCGGGCCCCCUUCCCUGGGCCGGUUGCCCCACGGCUUGGGGCGUGCAGGGGGCGGGGGCCGCGGCUCGUCCCCGUCCCCGUCCCCCCCACUCGGGCCACCGCGGAUGAUCCGCCGUGGAGGACCUCUGGGCGGACGAUGGAACUGCACAUUUUGGAACACCGGCUUCAAGUUGCCAGCGUCGCCAAGGAGAGUAUCCCGCUCUUCACCUACGGCCUCAUCAAACUUGCCUUCCUGUCUUCCAAGACCAGGUGCAAGUUUUUCAGCCUGACAGAGACCCCCGAGGACUACACCAUCAUCGUAGAUGAGGAGGGCUUCCUUGAGCUGCCCUCCUCCGAGCACCUGAGCGUGGCUGAUGCCACCUGGCUGGCGCUGAAUGUGGUGUCUGGUGGCGGCAGCUUCUCCAGCUCCCAGCCCAUCGGUGUUACGAAGAUCGCCAAGUCUGUCAUCGCUCCACUGGCUGACCAGAACAUCUCCGUGUUUAUGUUGUCUACCUAUCAGACCGACUUCAUCCUGGUACGUGAGCGUGACCUGCCCUUUGUCACUCACACCUUGUCCUCGGAGUUCACCAUCCUUCGGGUUGUCAAUGGAGAAACGGUGGCGGCUGAGAAUCUCAGCAUCACCAAUGGCUUUGUGAAGCCCAAGAUGGUCCAGAGGCCAGUCAUCCACCCACUGUCCAGUCCAAGCAACAGGUUCUGUGUCACGAGCCUGGACCCUGACACGCUGCCGGCUGUCGCCACUCUCCUCAUGGAUGUGAUGUUCUACUCCAACGGAGUGAAGGACCCCAUGGCUGCCAGUGAUGACUGUGGCCACAUCCGCUUCUUCUCCUUUUCUCUUAUUGAGGGCUACAUCUCACUGGUGAUGGACGUACAAACCCAGCAGAGGUUCCCGAGUCAUCUGCUAUUCACGAGCGCGUCUGGAGAGCUGUGGAAGAUGGUGCGGAUAGGAGGACAGCCUUUGGGAUUUGAUGAAUGUGGUAUUGUAGCCCAGAUCUCCGAGCCCUUGGCAGCCGCCGACAUCCCAGCAUACUACAUCAGUACUUUCAAGUUUGAUCAUGCAUUGGUUCCAGAAGAGAAUAUCAGUGGGGUUAUCCAUGCCCUGAAGGUCAGUCAAGGAGGGAAACAUUAGAAAAGGCUCAUCUCUGGGCUCCUCCCUGCCACAGCCCACCUGGGCGUUUCCCUAACGAAGGUUGUUCUUGCAGUAUUUCCCUAAGGACUUGAAAGAUCGGCCCAGGGACCCUAAGGACAGGGCCUCUGGGACACUCCCCGAUUCCUGAAUCCUCCAGGCCGGGGCCUAAACCAAGGCCACCCCUCAUCCACCUCCUGCCUUCCAGAGUCCCUAGCCUUUUCAAUAAUGACUCCGUUUCCCCCCUGUGGGGACGUGCCCAUCUUCCUCCCCAACGUUCCAGCCCAGAAAGUGGUCUGUGAGGCCCAGGAGGCUUGGGAACAGCCCACGGCCUCACAGACAGCCCACAGCAAACACCAAAGGAAGCUGUCGCCUCCCACGAGACCUCGGGACAUCUUAGGAUGUUGCUGGCGCAAGAUUGGGUAUGCAGAGCUGGGGAAGCCCCCAUGAGGCCCCACCCCCAGGAUUAAUGGUGUGGUGGCUGCUCUAUUUUCAGAGGCUCCGGGGCUGGUUCCCUCAGAAUGGAGGCCAGCAGGCUGCCCUCAGGUCAUAAUGGCCAGUGAUUCUCAGACAGUAGCAGUGGGCUCCCUACCCCCAAGCUGGGGGGGGGGGACACCCUAGAACCCUACCUGCUGACUACACAGGGCCUGUUCUGAUUCCCACUAUGACUGCCAAGAGGGGCCCUGGGCCAACCUCCCACCCAGCACUUGUCCCUGGAGGAGGAAGGAAUCCCAGGACACCUCUCUUCCCACCAGCCUAGAGCACCAGCUUCUAUCUGUUCUCUUUUCGCUCUCCCCAGACCUAACACGGGCAAACAAAGACUCAGUUUUCUUCCGGCAGUGGGCACCCCCACCAGCCCAGGCCUAGGGUGCCUUGGGCUGUGUCCACCUCCCCAGCUGUCACUUAGACCAGCCUAGAGUUGUCCCCCCCUUCAUUUUCUCUCUUCCCCACUUUCAGGGGACAAAGAGGCCCCAGGUCAAAUACCUGCUGGAAAUAGUAGCCAGCAGCAGUGUGUGGCUGUGGCGAUGCCUGAGAGGCGGCUGUGCUAGGCAUCCAUAGAGAAGAAUCACGGUUGCAGUUUGCUUACGCACUGUUUGUGCUUACAGGCAGCUGGGGAAGGAGCAUUGUGUUUGGAGGAGGUGGGGCCUGUUUGAGUCUUAGCAGGGUGCGCAAGGGUCCACUGGCACUUUGCACCGUGUCUCUGGGCACAGACACGAAGGCGAACAUGGAUCUUAAGGAUCUUGGCCUUGCCUUCUGAGAAGGGUUCUGGGUUGCAGAGCUCUCCACACCAGGACCCCAUUAGCACCCCUAUAAGGCAUCCCAGCGUAUCACAACUGAGAGCGGCGCCAUUAGCUGGGACUCCGUCAGACUUCUCGCUCUUGGGGUUCUUCUCAGGCCUGUCUUGCACUGUGUCCGACAAGGUCAGAGGAGGGAAUGUUUACUCACCCCUGCACAGGUCUUGUGUGAGCUGUGCUCCUUUCUUCUCUGGGCCGCAGAAGUACACUCAGGUGGAGGAAGGAUUCUAAAACCAUGUGGAAGCUCAGAACCCGGCAUGCUAAUCAAAAUCACCUCUGGUUGAUUUUGGUGGGUUUGGUUUGGGCUUGGAGGGUAUUCAUUCCUUUUGCACAAAAUCCUUACAAUAACCAAAUCUUAUCAAUUGUUUUCUGGUCCCAAAAGGGAAAUGGCCGAGUGGGCAGGGCCAUAGUGAGGCCCCGGAGUCCCCUUUCUCUCUCCCUGGAAGGCCUUGAUUGUCCAGGGCGCACCUCUUCAUAACCGCUUCUGUCUCGCUUUCCAGUUAUCCCUCCCCACCAUGUAAGUGUGCUGACGCCAUGCCCCCUGCCCAUAGUUAUGUGGCCCCCUAGACUUGCUAGGAUAAGACUGUAUUGUACACACCUAUAAAUACGUGUUUUAUGUUGAUAGAGAUAUAUUCUGUAAAUAGCAUAUAUACUUGAGCAAUAUAUAUGUUAAUAUAUUCUGUGUGCGCAGGACACAGGCAAGGGCCCCACCUCAUGUGCACACACACUGGGACAUUUUGAGCCACCUUAUAUUUUUAAUUCAAACAUGUAGGCAAUACGAUGAUUGGAAAAGCCUUGGGGUCCUUGAGGCCAGCCUGGAGGGGAGACAGAACCGACAGCCUGCUGCGUGUGGGGCAGCCCGAGAGGGCCAGCUACGAGAGGGCUUUGUAGCUGCCGUGCCCCCAUUUCCACAGCCUAGAGCUCUGGAUGCCCUUGCUUUAUCUGAGGGGAUCGGGAUGUUUUCGCUUGCAUUUUAACAGUGGUUCCUCCCUCAGGGCCAGUCUGCAAACUUUGGUAAACCCCGUGUUUCAGCCCUCCCUCCCAGAGUCCCUUCGCCAUAGAAAGCUGUAGACCUGGCUGGCAUCUUAGCCGACUUUUGCUGUUGUUGUGUUAUUUGUUCUCUUAAGGCAGGAUCUCUUUGCAUAGCUCUGGCUGUCCUGGAAUUCCCUAUGUAGACCAGGCUGGCCUUGAACUUGUAGAAAUCUGCCUGCCUCUGCCUCCCAAGUGCUGGGAUUAAAGGUGUGUGCCGUCACACCGGCCGAUUUAUUUUUUAUUUUAUUUUAUUCCUGCAAGCUUAGGAAUCUCAGGUUCUCUUCCUAGGACUGACCCCACAGGACCCGGACCAUACAUAUUCCCCCAACUAUGUUUUCAGAGAGAAGCUGGGGCCUGGGUUCUGCCUGCCAGCCUUCAAGGGACCCACUGUUUAGCUACAGUGGGUCCUGGGUAGCACUGGCAUGACUUGGUCUCUACAGCUCUGCAGGGCGUGACAGCCCCCAGGCCUUCCACUCUUGUGUGUUUAGUGCUGUCUCCCCUCUCCUGGUUAUAUGAGCGUGAGGGUCACUUCUCUCACACACACACCCUCAGGCUGACCCAGCCUCUAGCGGCAUGCCGGUCAUCAGUCAGGGUUCUCCAGGGGACGUUACUUUUCUGAGCUCUCUCAGUUCCUAGCAGUACAGAGUCGCUCUUGGCUCACGGGGAGGGUAGGAGAACAGGCUGUUAGGAAGGUAAAGUUUAUGGAAACUUAGCCCCACCCCCACCCCGGGCAGGGCAACUCAUGAACUCUAGAGGUGUGUGUGUCUGCCUGAAAGGCACCCUAAAUCAGAAAGGCGCACGCUGGGCUGUGGCUCAGCAGAUAGUGUGCUCGCCUACCAUUUAUGAAGCCCUGGGUUCAGUUCCCAGCACUCAGGAGAUGGUGGCAGACAGAUCGUAAGUUAAGGCUAGCCUGAGCUACAUGAGAAGUGUCUCAAAAACAAAAGUUAAAUAUCAACUGCACAGACUAAAAAGACCAUCCAGUGUCCUCACUGACAAAUGCCACUCCACCCUCAGCCCUUUGGCUCAGCCCCACAACCUGGGGCACACCUGCUUCCCAAGAAGUUACUUCUCCCCCAUGCCCCAGCAGCAUGGGAACUGUAUGUUUUCCCCACUGGGUCUCUAAAGACCCACCCCACCCACCCAUAGAGGCAUGCGGCCCCACCCCCAGGGGAACCCCUUCCCUGAGCCUCCCGCAUCAGCAGUCACCCUGUCCCUGCAGGUGACGGGUCCCUGGUGCGCUGGGACAGAUCCGUGGACCUGGUUCUGUCUGUGCCCAUCAGCCAUUGCUGAAGCAACCUGCUUAGGCUGGUGAGGUGGCCCCCCCAUGAUGCAAGGAACUGUGCAAGUGGAAAGCUAUUCGGGCAGGUGGAAAGGAGCUAGCCCCUAAGCACAUGCAGUAUACACCACACACAUGCCCCCGCCGCCGCCUUUUGUCUGGUACAUCAUCUCCAAAGAAGGUCUGAGCCACCUGCCACCAAGCCCUCCCGGGCACAUUCCCCAGGCUGGCCUUUCAAAGUCCCCAGCCAGCCCUGGGCCAGCAGCCCGAGCCUCUGGACUGGAUGUGGGGAUGAUAUGGGUGAGGCAGCUGACAAAGGGAGCUGAAGGGAGAAAAGGUCUAUUUUGACUCUUGAGUUUGACGGGACAGUCCACCAAGCCGGGGAAGGCUUAGCAGCAGGAGUGUGAGGAAACGGUCAUACUGGGCCUGGUCAGGAAGCAGGGAGAGGUGUGCUGGUGCUCAGUUGGCUUUCUCCUUUUUAUUCAGGACAGGAGCCUAGCCCACGGUAGGCCUGCUCACCUCAACUAAUCCAGUCUCUGACAGACCAACUCAGAGGUUUGCCUUCUAGGUGGUUCUAGAUCCUGGCGAGGUGCCUGUUAUCCAGCACAGGACACCCCUCGCCAACAUCUGUUUCUUUUCUGGGAGCAGAACCGGGGAACCAUAGAUGAUGUCAGCACUUGGCUUGGUGGGGGGAGCCUGUCUCUUAACAGGGACAGGAUGCAGCUUUGGGUUUUCAAGUGAUGAGUACUGUGCUGAGGGUUGGAGUACAGCCUGGGAGGGUGGAAGACCUCCCUUCUGACAUCCAGAGGGAAGUGAGGCUGAGAUGGCCCAGAGCCAGCCAGCCUUGCUGUGCUGUGCGGGGCUGUUGUGGAGGACUGCAGCUAACUAACUUAGUAGUCCUAACCUCUUAAAUUUCAGAGUUCAUCCCAGCUACCUUUUCCGUAUCCAUUUUCCAAUCAGAAGCAGCAAAAGGACACAUUUAACUGACCCCGGGGUGACCCUAGCUUGAACUCCACCCUCCCCUAAGGCUACUCAACGGGGGAAGGGAGAUGCUGGGCUGUUGCUGAAGGCACCAGUAGAGGCCUGAGGCCUAGGCCAUGGAGCUUGUGGACAUAAAUUUGGUGUUGGUUUGUGGCACUUGGUAGAAGAGGAGGGAAGCUGGGAGAGUCAGAAGUACAGGCUGGCCCCAUCCGUGUGUCAGGAUGCUUUUAUUGACGUGUGUAUGUGUGUAUACAUGUAUAUUAGGCAUGAGUGUGUAUGCAACACGUGCAGAGCCUGUCUCAGAGCUGCGAGCUGUUUUGUGCAGUGUUUGGCCCUUAGCCUAACCCAUGGCCAGAGUUAACCAGAAAGGGAUGCAGGCCCCGGCUCCGGGGUGGAGUGUGGGGUUGCCCUGGUGGGAUAGGCGCCUUCCCCCAUUCUCUGCAUCCGCAAGACUGCCCCUCAGAGGCCCGGGGAGUCCAUGCAGGCAGCCUGAGCUGGCCCAGGCCCACCCAUGGGACUCUUCAGCCCAUUCAGUUCUAAAGACAGUGUUCGCAGGGAGAGGCGCUGGGGACAAGAGGUGCUCCUUGCUUAUGAGGAACUCUUCUUGGGAAAGGGUCCACAAAGCUAGAGACUGCAGCAAUGGGCACAAUUCAGGUCUCCGUGGGCUGAGCCUAGCAUGGUUUCCUUCCUACUGCCUCAGUCUACCUGUAUCACAGGAAGUUAGAGCAGGGUCAGCCCCAAAAGAAUAGGGAGAUGAAAGUGCAGCGUAGUUCCCCCAGCCCUCCUUUUGUAUGCCAAAAUCAUUUCCGUUAUCCUGAGGCAGGGGUCAGGCAUGGGUGCCCUGCCCAGAGCCCCAGCUGACCCUCACCUGGCAUGUCGUGCCCAGGUCACCAGCAACAGUGGUACUUCAUCAGUCCUGCAGCGUGGGUGAAAAGGAGGACUGUUGUCUGCUCCACCUCCAGGGCCCCUGUGCGUUCGUUUUCCUUGUCAAAGAAACAAAACCCUUGAGAGUUGUGUACUGUAUGAUGGAGAGGGAAAAAAAGUACCUAAUGUUCCCCCUAAAAAAAGACAGUAUAUUUUGUACUUUGUAAAGUGUUCAUUAAAUGAAGGGGAAAAGA